Molecule: messenger RNA, 4696 nt
Organism: Diaporthe batatas
Lineage: Eukaryota; Fungi; Ascomycota; Sordariomycetes; Diaporthales; Diaporthaceae
Exons: 2
Coding region: 847-4407 (1186 amino acids)
Biological process (GO): calcium ion transmembrane transport; intracellular calcium ion homeostasis
Cellular component (GO): intracellular membrane-bounded organelle; membrane
Molecular function (GO): ATP binding; ATP hydrolysis activity; P-type calcium transporter activity
Source: RefSeq, a predicted model, not a curated record
GCGUAACAUGCGCCCGCCCUGGCUCGCUCUCUCUCUCAGUCUCUGUGGCCCCUCUGCUUUCUACACUUUCAUUGCCCCGAUGGGCUGCCACAUGGGGGCGCCAUGGGUCUCUGAUAUCCCGUCCGAGAUGAGCACCACUGGCAACGAAAUAUGUACCUCCCAGGUACAUGGUUACAGGAAAUCCCAAGACAUUUGCCCCGCCCUAGCCCAGGCAGACCAAGCACUGCCUUCGUCUGGCUGAGGUUGUGUGAUUCCUGAAGUCCUCCCGCCCUCUCUCUCGGUUUCCCUCUGCUCCGUACCUUGUUGCACUUUUCGUGCCCCAGGUGUACACACACAUCCCAUCCCAUCCCAUUGUCGAGUGACAAGGACCCAUACCUCCCCAGGAACGACCCCUGUCCUGGUUCACGUUGCUUGAGCCCUCAUCCUGCCCGUCCGUCCACCUUGCCUUGCCAUCCAUCCACACAAGUCACACAACAUAUGUCCUCAUAUGUAUACCUGAGUGGCCUCCUCUCGUCUUCUGCUUAUAUACCCAACUCACUUCCAGCCACAUCUGCUUUUUGCAUAUCUGCCUACUUUUGUGUAACAUCAGCAGCCUUUCUAUACUAUACUGCGGCUCUUAUCUUUACAGCUGUAGAUUUACUGCACAUCUUUUUGUCUGACCGAGGGCCUGGGUGUGCCCGGACGUCCUCGAUAUCACCCCUGAUCACCCCGACCGCCUCACUCUCGCCUGCGGCCUAAAUACAUACAACUAUACAUCAACUCUGACGUGCAUACACGCAUGUACACAACCAUAUAUACGCAAAUGACAAGAGCUGUAUAAUCUCGUUCCGACGCCCAAUUUCAGCCAUGGCGAGCAACAACAACAAUACCAAUACCCUGGCGCCGCCAUCUCUCUCGGUGAACACACGCGUUCGCAAGGACUCUGGUGCCAGUACGCUUGGAGUCUCUCCCUCAGGAGUGUCCACCACUUCAAACCCCUUCCUGACUCCAGCAGGUUCAGAAGACCCCUUCCUCACCCCAAACAACAGAAGCCGGUCCACCAGCGUCACCACACAUGUCGUCGACAGGGAGGAGGCCCUGCGCCCGGAUCCCGGCACCGAGGGCGACUUCAAGGUCGACGACAACCCGUUCGCCUUCAGCCCGGGCCAGCUCAACAAACUGCUCAACCCAAAGUCCCUCGCGGCCUUUAGGGCGCUCGGCGGGCUCAAGGGGGUCGCCAGGGGCCUCCAGACGGACCUCGACGCCGGCCUGAGCAUCGACGAGACCAGUGUGCGGAGGAGGAUCGCGUUCCAGGAGGCGGUUGACGGGACCGAGGCAAAGGCGGAGGCGUCAUCAACACCACCCGGCGGCGAGUCAUUCUCAGACCGGACCCGGGUAUAUGGCCGCAAUGUACUGCCUCCCAAGAAGGCCACGCCACUAUGGAGGCUCAUGUGGAACGCCUACAACGACAAGGUCCUCAUCCUGCUGACCGUUGCCGCCGUCAUCUCACUCGCCCUCGGUCUGUACGAGACCCUCGGCGUGGACCACCCCGAGGGAGCCCCGCCAGCUGUGGACUGGAUCGAGGGUGUCGCCAUCUGUGUGGCCAUUAUCAUCGUCGUCGGGGUCGGCUCGAUCAACGACUGGCAAAAGGAGAAGGCCUUUGUGCGGCUCAACGAGAAAAAGGAGGACCGCGAGAUCAAGGUUAUCCGCAGCGGCAAGGCAGUCAUCAUCAACGUGCACGACCUCCUGGUCGGGGACGUCGUCAACCUCGAGCCCGGCGACCUCAUCCCCGUGGACGGCAUCUUCAUCAGCGGCCAUGACCUCAAGUGCGACGAGUCCUCGGCCACCGGGGAGUCGGACGCGCUCAAGAAGACCGCCGGCGACCAGGUCUUCAGGAUGCUCGAGAACGGCGAGAAGGCCAAGUCUGCCGACCUCGACCCCUUCAUCAUCUCAGGCGCCAAGGUCCUCGAGGGCAUGGGCACCUUCGUCUGCACGUCGGUCGGCCCCUACUCCAGCUUCGGCAAGAUCAUGAUGUCCGUCCGGACCGAGGUCGAGGCCACGCCCCUCCAGAAGAAGCUCGAGGGCCUCGCCGGCGCCAUCGCCAAGCUCGGCGGGAGCGCCGCGCUGCUUCUGUUCUUCGUGCUGCUCUUCCGCUUCCUCGCCAACCUGCCAAACGACAACCGGGAUGGCCCCACGAAGGCCUCAACCUUCAUGGACAUCCUGAUCGUCGCCAUCACCAUCAUCGUCGUUGCUGUCCCCGAGGGUCUCCCGCUGGCAGUGACGCUCGCCCUGGCCUUUGCAACCACGCGCAUGCUCAAGGAGAACAACCUGGUGCGCGUGCUCCGCGCCUGCGAGACCAUGGGCAACGCCACGACCGUGUGCUCCGACAAGACCGGCACGCUCACCACCAACAAGAUGACCGUCGUCGCCGGCACGUUCGGGUCCACGAGCUUCGACAAGGCCGAGGGCGGCGGCGGCGAGAAGUCCACCGUGACCGUGUCCCAGUGGGCGUCGGGCCUGUCCCCGGCCGCCAGGGAGGCCAUCGUGCAGUCGGUCGCCAUCAACUCGACGGCCUUUGAGGGCGAGGACCAGGGCCAGUUCGCCUUCAUCGGGUCCAAGACCGAGACGGCCCUGCUGCAGCUGGCCCGGGACCACCUGGGCAUGUCGUCGCUGUCCGAGGCGCGCGCCAACGAGCAGGUCGUGCAGAUGUUCCCCUUCGACUCGGGCAAGAAGUGCAUGGGCGCCGUCAUCAAGCUGCGCGGCGGCGGCGGCUACCGCCUGCUGGUCAAGGGCGCCUCCGAGAUCCUGCUGGGGUACUGCUCCUCCAGGGCCAACAUCACCGACAUGUCCGUCGAGGCCAUGGGCCAGCCCGACAGGGACGGGCUCUCCAGGACCAUCGACAGCUACGCCCGCCAGUCCCUCCGCACCAUCGGCAUCGUCUACUGCGACUACCAGCAGUGGCCCCCCCUGGGCGCCAGGGUCGAGGACGGCUCCGUCGAGUUCGCCUCGGUGCUCAGGAACCUCGUCUUCCUCGGCGUCGUCGGCAUCCAGGACCCCGUCCGCCCGGGCGUGCCCGAGUCGGUCAAGAAGGCCCAGCACGCCGGCGUGGUCAUCCGCAUGGUCACCGGCGACAACGCCGUGACGGCCCGCGCCAUCGCCGUCGAGUGCGGCAUCCUCACCGAGGGCGGCGUCGUCAUGGAGGGCCCCCACUUCAGGACCCUCAGCGACGCCGAGAUGGACGCCACCCUCCCCAAGCUGCAGGUCCUCGCCCGCUCCUCGCCCGAGGACAAGAGGAUCCUCGUCACCCGGCUCAAGCGCCUCGGCGAGACCGUUGCUGUUACUGGCGACGGGACCAACGACGCCCCCGCGCUCAAGGCUGCCGACGUUGGCUUCUCGAUGGGUAUCUCCGGGACUGAAGUCGCCAAGGAGGCGUCCGCCAUCGUGCUGAUGGAUGACAACUUCACCUCCAUCAUCAUGGCGCUCAAGUGGGGCCGCGCCGUCAACGACGCGGUCCAGAAGUUCCUCCAGUUCCAAAUCACCGUCAACAUCACGGCCGUCCUGCUCGCCUUCGUCUCCGCCGUCUCCGACCCGGAGAUGCGGUCCGUCCUCACGGCCGUGCAGCUCCUGUGGGUGAACCUGAUCAUGGACACCUUCGCCGCCCUGGCCCUGGCCACGGACCCGCCGACGGAGAAGAUCCUCAACCGCCCGCCCCAGGGCAAGAAGGCGCCCCUGAUCACCACCAACAUGUGGAAGAUGAUCAUCGGGCAGGCCAUCUUCCAGCUGGCCGUCACCUUCACGCUGUACUUUGCCGGGCCGCGCAUCUUCACCUCGUACAGCGACGCCGAGCUGCGCACCGUCGUCUUCAACACCUUCGUCUGGAUGCAGAUCUUCAACGAGUUCAACAACCGCCGCCUGGACAACCGCUUCAACAUCUUCGAGGGCCUGCACCGCAACCAGUUCUUCAUCGUCAUCAACAUCCUCAUGGUCGGCCUCCAGGUCGCCAUCAUCUUCGUCGGCGGCCGCGUCUUCUCCGUCGUCGAGGGCGGCCUCAACGGGCCCCAGUGGGCCGUCUCCAUCGUCCUCGCCCUGCUGUGCAUGCCGUGGGCCAUCGCGGUGCGCCUCUUCCCCGACGCGUGGUUCGCCCGCGUCGCCCGCUUCGUCGGCGGGCCCGUCGUCGUCGUCUACCGCUUCCUGGGCCGCUUCUUCGGCCGCGUCGGCAGGCUGUUCAGGAGGAACAAGAAGGCCGCCGACGAGGAGGCCACCACCGGCAGCGAGGGCGGCGAGCCGCAGCAGAUGAGCCAGAGGACCAACUCUGACCCUGUCGAGUCGCCUGUCGUGGUCGUCUCGGACACCGACGGGCUGGACGGCAGCGCCCCUGGUGCCCCCGAGAUCAUGGUCGAGGACCCCGAGGGCAGGAAGGGUAACUAGUCGUGUUUUUUGAAAAGCACUUUAUUGUGUAUGUGUGUAUGUGUGUGUGUGUGCGCAGGUGUAUUGCUGCAUUCUUAUGUAUGGCGUUUCGGCCGGAGUAGCUCGGGGCAAACGGAGAGGAAAGCCGGUUGGGUGGGGUGGCAUUUUUGGGUUUUUAUGAAGAUACCGAUGAUUUAAACGAUGUUUUAUACGAUGUUAGAGAAAUACCUCAUGUAUAUACAAGCCCGUUACUAGUACAUCACGAAGCAAGUUUACAAUACCCAAGUUGAAUCUCAAUCACAUUUGUUAA